This is a messenger RNA of Fusarium venenatum, 1215 nucleotides long. RefSeq lists its product as uncharacterized. Gene Ontology annotation, cellular component: fungal-type vacuole. The record is from RefSeq and is a predicted model, not a curated record. NCBI's taxonomy places the organism in Eukaryota, Fungi, Ascomycota, Sordariomycetes, Hypocreales, Nectriaceae.
AUGCGACCUACCAACUACCUACCGAGACCAAACCUUUUGGUUUCGGCCUUUGCCUCGAUCUCAAUCUACGGUGCUGUCGCGAUGGCCCAAGACAACAAGGACGACAAUAAAGACGAUGCUAAGAACAACGACCCCUCUGCUGUGCCGGCCCCCGCUGCUGAACCAACCGAUGCGAAGAACGGUGAUGCUGCCGAGUCUGCCAAAGAGGCAAGUGACGAAAAGAAGCCCGAGCCUGCCAGCGAAACAAAAGACAGCGCAAAGCCUGCAUCAACUCAAGAAACAAAGGAUGAAGCACCCUCGAAAACAGAGGAGAAGGACGAUGAACCUGCAUCCACUGAGGAGGAAGAUUCGGCCACCACUGUAACAGGAGAGGGUCCGACAAAAACCGAAGAUAUUCAAUCUAAAAUCACGGCUAUUGCUGAGACUGGUACCGAAGAAGCCAUGCCUACUUUGACAAGGUACAAGCCAAUUCCCACUUAUCCAGCUCCUUCCGUUCCACCCACAAAUAACGCACCUUUCAUGCGACACUCAAGUGCCCCUGACGGGACUGUCUUCAUCGCCGUCGGGGCGAUUCUGGGUGCGCUUGGCCUUGGCAUUCUUCUUUGGCGUCUUAUCGUUGGCAUCCUUCUACAUCGAUCGGUGGACCGAGCUGCCAAAGCUCAGCACGAUGAAACCGCAAAGACAGCUUUUCCUGCACCUCCUGCGCCUUUUUACAAGUAUACCGAUACCGGCUCUACUAUGUCGCUCUCGGCUGGACGUGGCGUACGACGAACUAAUAGAGGACCUGUUCUCUCAUCGGCCCCCAGUGCCUCUAACUUGUUCUUCUCCCCGACAGCUGCGGCGUCGAACAAUGGGCCGGGUAAUCGUAGCUCUGCUUUCUUGCCUUCUGGUUUUUAUGCCGCCGGCACUAGCUCUCCUGGUGGCCAGCACGAUCACAGCAUCAGCAUGACCAACCUGCGUCCUGAUUCUCGAGGCUACUUUGGUACUCCUACGAGGCCCAGUCCCCCCGACUCACCAUCAUUCCAAGCCCGAAGAGACAUCAGCAACUCGACUCUCAAUCUGAACCGACCACCAAGUCAGCGUGCCCCUAGCGCUUUCCUCGAAGAUCUUCUCGCCGAUGAUCCUUCAAGUCUGCCGCCUCCUCAUAUGCCUGGCGCAGCUGCUAGGCGCUCAUCGCAUGGCAGUGGCUCUCCCGGUGCACAUAAUCGGGUUUAG